Molecule: messenger RNA, 3704 nt
Organism: Carassius gibelio (silver crucian carp)
Lineage: Eukaryota; Metazoa; Chordata; Actinopteri; Cypriniformes; Cyprinidae
Product: zinc finger and BTB domain-containing protein 17
Exons: 15
Coding region: 187-2757 (856 amino acids)
Cellular component (GO): nucleus
Molecular function (GO): protein binding
Source: RefSeq, a predicted model, not a curated record
ACUUCCAGCCCUUCGCCAGGCCACUAUCAAUCGAUCAGAGAGCAGAAGAUGGCGGCGCGUCGAGGCUGAGCACUGAGAUCGAUCACCGAAACACUCGAUUGAACGGAUCAGCUGAAGUCGGAGAAAGCCAGAAACUCGCCUAUUAUAUGAGCAUACUGUUGCCUAAAGGGCUCCACUCCAUCAGUUAUGGACUUUCCUUGGCAUAGCGGGAAAGUCCUCGGGCAGCUUAAUGAACAGCGUCAGUUGGGUCUUCUGUGUGACUGCACUUUUGUGGUGGAUGGAGUAGACUUCAAGGCCCACAAGGCUGUGCUGGCAGCAUGCAGUGCUUACUUCCGCACACUCUUUUUGGACCAGAAAGAUGUUGUUCAUCUUGAUAUCAGCAAUGCUGCAGGUCUUGAGCAGGUCCUCGAGUUUAUGUACACUGCAAAGCUGACUUUAAACCCUCAGAACAUAGAGGACGUUCUCGCUGUGGCUACUUUCCUUCAGAUGCAGGAAAUUGUCAAUGCUUGUUCAGCUUUUCAGUCCUUGACUGUCCCCGCGACGUCUAAGCCUGUAGUAGUGACCGAGCCGGUGGAGGAACAGCCGAGAUCUCUGAGAAAACCAGAGGAUUCGAGUUCCCAGGAGGAGCAGGAGAGUCAUUCAGUGACACAGGAUGCAGUUUCUGAAGUGAAGGAAGCUCCUGUACAGUCAGAGACAACAGAAAGUGACACGACUGAGAAGCAAAACACAAAGACUCUCAGAGCUGUCAGCAAAAUCAGUGGGCCUUCCAAAACAAGACCAAAAAAACCUGGUGUUGUGAAUCCCAAGACUGAAACAGAGGAAGAAAAAGCCACAAAAGAGAUUCCCCAAUACGAAGAUGACCCUUCUGAUGCUGACUACACUCCCAAAGUCUCUCGGAGGGUAGCAGCUAAACGAUCAUAUGUUAGCACAAGGAGAAGCAAGUCGAAAUAUGCCACUCUUCACACGACCACAGAAGUUGAUGACGCCAAGGAAAGUAUGUCAAAAGCUGAGAGCGUGGAGAACAUGGUAGAAGAGGAGGAUGUAGAGGAUGAAGGAGAAGAAGAGGAGGAGGAGCAGGAAGAAGGAGAAGAGCAGAUGGAGACAGACGAUGGAGAAACAUCGGGUUCGGCCGAGCGCAGUGAGUCCAGAGCGUAUGGCUCUGUCACACACAAAUGUGAGGACUGUGGGAAAAAGUUUACACACACAGGCAACUUUAAACGUCACAUGCGCAUUCACACUGGUGAGAAGCCAUUCAGGUGCAGAGACUGUAAUAAAGCCUUCUCCGACCCAGCCGCUUGCAAAGCACAUGAGAAAACACACAGUCCUCUAAAGCCAUACUGCUGCUCCACGUGUGGAAAGAGUUACCGGCAAGUCAGUCUGCUAAACCUGCACAGAAAGCGACACACAGAUGAGGCGCGAUACAGCUGUGAGGACUGUGGGAAGCUCUUCACCACUUCUGGAAACCUGAAGAGGCAUCAGUUGGUGCACAGUGGGGAAAAACCCUUCCAAUGUGAUUACUGCGAGCGGGCCUUUUCUGACCCCACCGCUAAGAUGCGACAUCUAGAGACGCACGACACAGACAAAGGUCACAAAUGCCAACACUGUGACAAGAAAUUCAACCAGUUGGGAAACUUGAAAGCACAUCUGAAGAUCCACAUUACAGAUGGGCCACUCAAGUGUAAGGAGUGUGGGAAACAGUUCACCACCUCAGGUAACCUAAAGAGACACCUGCGUGUACACAGUGGUGAGAAGCCUUUCGUCUGUAUGCACUGCCAGAGAGCAUUUGCUGACCCUGGGGCCUUGCAGAGACACGUGCGCAUCCACACAGGAGAAAAGCCCUGUCUGUGUUUGAUUUGUGGAAAAGGCUUCACACAGGCCAGUUCGCUCAUAGCUCAUGUUCGCCAACACACUGGGGAGAAACCAUAUGUGUGUGACCGCUGUGGAAAAAGGUUUGUCCAGUCCAGCCAGCUGGCCAAUCACAUCCGUCAUCAUGACAAUAUCCGACCGCACAAGUGCCACACCUGUAACAAAGCCUUUGUCAAUGUGGGGGAUCUCUCAAAACACAUCAUCAUUCACACAGGGGAGAAACCUUUUCUGUGUGAUAAGUGUGGCCGAGGAUUCAACCGUGUGGACAAUCUGCGUUCCCAUGUGAAGAUGGUGCACCAGGGGAAGGCGGGCAUGAAGAGACUGGUGGUGGCUGAGGAGGACGAGGAAGAGGAGAAGAUGCUGCCUGACUCCACACCGGGCUCAGAGGUCAGCAUCGUCACGGUCACUACAGAUGACAUCGUGACUUUAGCCACCGAGGCUCUAGCUGCCAGUGCUGUAGCACAGCUCACAGUGGUACCAGUGGCCACCUCUGUAUCUGCAGAUGAAACAGAGGCACUGAAAGCAGAGAUCACCAAAGCAGUGGAGAAAGUACAAGAAGCAGAUCCCAACACCCAGAUCUUGUAUGCAUGUGACUCAUGUGGCGAGAAGUUCCUGGACGCCAGCUCCCUCGCUCAGCAUGUGCGAAUUCACACUGCCCAGGCCCUGGUCAUGUUUCAGGCAGACUCUGACUUUUACCAGCAGUACGCAGGAGAUGGCACAUGGCAAACCACCGAACAGGUCAUCCAGGGAGGCGAGCUCUUGUUCCAGACUCGGGUGGAGGACGGUGAGGAAGGAGAAGGAGCUGUAGCCCAGCCAGAAUCUCAAACUGAGGGGGUAGAGGAGGAGACCAGUACACAGGCAGAGACAGAGGAAGGGUCUGGGAAAGACUGAGAGCCAAGGACAGUGAAGACUUUCUCACCUGAAUCAGUCCAAAGGAUGGAGAGAUCCACAUGGAGUUUAGACUCACAAAGUGUAAUAUUUCACACCAGAGUGAUGGUUAUUACUUCUUAAUAUUCUAUUAUAAAACACACUUGUAUUUUGAAAAUAGUAGAUUGAUGUCUUAUCUCAAACCACAGCACAAUAGGUGUACAGCAUAUUUAAACUACAUUGUAUAGUUAAAUUUAGAUUUAAAAAAAAAAAGAUGACAAGAAAAAUGUAAUUUAAGUAUGAACAAAACAAACCUAAUUUGUCAGACCUUUUAAUAAUAGUGUUUCCCUGAAUGUCCUCUGCCAGAUCAUGUUAUCUCUGUUACUGAACCCAAUUAAACAUAUGACUGUCCUACAGGUUUAAGUUUUCAACAAAUCAGCUACAGUACUGAACUUUUAUUUAUUGGUUGAUUUUCUAUUUGAGCUUAAUCCUGCUUGACAUAAACACAAAAGACAUAGAACCGCUGAUUUUUACUGUAUGCUUAUUUUCAUAACACGUAGAAGCUGAAGAAACUUUCCAAACUUUUUUAAUUUUCCAUAAAUAUUGCGAGGGGCUUAUGUUUAAAAUGCACAAUUUCUGAUUAGUAUUUGAAAUGCUCUGUGUUUUAGUAAAUGGACCAUCAAAACUCAUUGCCCCAUUAGAUGAGUGAUGUGUGAUGCAAGCAAGUUUCUGUUUUUUGAAUAUCACAGAUUUCAUUGUCAGACACUCUCAUUUAAACUAGUACUGUGAGUGUUCCAGGUCAUUUUGGUCCAUUUCUGAUGUAGUUUAUCAAACAGACAAUUGUAUCAUAAUUACAUUAAAUAGUGACUGUUUAAAAUGACAUAAGCCAAAUUCAGUGCUUGAUGUUCAAAAUAACCUAAAGUUUGCUAUUUAAUUGUUUGUUAAUAAACCACUGUCUUUUGGUUGCUCGA